This is a messenger RNA of Symbiodinium natans, 3690 nucleotides long. NCBI's taxonomy places the organism in Eukaryota, Dinophyceae, Suessiales, Symbiodiniaceae. The record is from the annotation of a GenBank genome assembly.
AUGUGGGCCCCAAGUGGGUUGAGCGGCACUCAUGGCACCGACCCUCGCUUGGCCCUGCAGAACCAAGCGAGGAAACAAGCAGCCAACCUCUCGCCCAUUUCGGUGGAGGAAUGGAAUUCCCUCCUAAAAAAGGUCCCAAACAAAGCCCCAGGCCCAGAUGGGUGGUGCUAUGAAAUGCUCCGAGCAUUACCUCAUGAAGCCAUUCUUGAAUUGGCUAGCAUGGUGCGCCAAUGGGAAAUCGAAGCCCAGUUUCCCCAGCACUGUGAUAUUACACAGUAUGCCAUGCUCCCCAAAAAUGAAACAUCCGAACGGCCUAUUGGGUUAACCCAUGUCCUUCACAGGAUAUUUUGCAAGGCGAGAUGGCAUCUUAUCACAGAGUGGGAGAACAGUUACAACCCUACCUCUCCCUGGAAUCAGGCAAAGGCAGGGAACAGUUCCCUUGACACGGCCCUCCGCCGCCUAAUCAGGGCUGAAACAAACAAAAGAGAGAAGCGUCACACCAUUACCCUUCUCCUUGAUCUAACAUCCUUCUAUGAGACUGUCCCACAUUGGCAGCUCCUAGCCCAGGGUGUCCGACACUCCUUUCCCCCGCUUCUACUUGAAAGAGCGUUAAGCCUUUACUCAGGCAGCCGAUACAUAGAAGCGCAGGGGAGUCUGUCUCGCCCCAUCCGAGCUACAAGAGGUCUCAUAGCAGGUUGCCCUCUCGCCCCUGCUCUUUCCAGAGUUGUGCUCCACGAUCCGAUCUCGAAGAUGCACUCUGCCUCCCCUGUACACCACAUCGAUUUGUGGGUGGACGAUUGCUCAGCAGAUUUUGUCGAUUCUCAUGCGCCGACAGUCGCUGCUCAAGCCAUCAAGUGUUACAGGGAGCUUAAAGCUGACCUCGAGAAUCAGGGCCUGAUGGUCAGCACCACCAAAACGGCUUUCAUCUGCUCAAACAAAGCCUCGGCCAGAGAGCUGCAAUCCUUGCUUGAAGAACAUGAACCCCCCAUCAAAACCUUAGGCAAGGACCUUGGUCUGGAUUAUGCUGCGGGGCAGAGGAGGCGAAUCACCGUGGCCAAAGGCAGGCACGCUAAAGGAGGGCAGCGUGCCAGGAAAUUGACCAAGCUGCAAGUCAAAAGCACUAGCAUCAGAGUGAGACUCUUCAACGGUUCCAUCCGGUCCUCUGCCUUGUAUGGGCAUGAAGGGGUUGGGGUAGCGCCUAAACGGCGCAAAUGGUUCAGAAGUUUGCUGGCUGCAGCCUUGGGCAGACCCACGCUUGCCAGCACUGACUCAGCCCUUGAGUUCCACUCGAACAAAGUUGUAGAUCCAGCCUACACCAUCUUGUCGCAGCAUUUCAAGGCGAUACGGAGGCUUCUUCUCAGCUGGCCCGACAGGGACAUUGGCAGAUUGCACCAGAGCUGGAACAAACUCGGGCAAUGGCUGAGCGAAGCUGAACAUCCCUGGAAAAGGGCGGCUGGACCGCUUGGAGCCGCCUGGUGCUACCUUCAAGAGUUGGGGUGGGAGGCCAUCAGCCUCAGCAAGUGGCGUGUUGAAGGCGACAUUCUUGACAUCCGUCAGGGACCUGACUUCCAUGGACUUCUUUUCCAGCUAAAACAUCUAAUUGACACCAGGCGACACCGCCGCAUUGCUCAAUCAGAUGGUGGCAAAGGAUUAGAGACAGGACCGGACUGGACAGCCCCCAGAAGGCUCCUCAAACAAGCCAACAAGCCAGAAAAGGCGGCGCUCCAAGCGUUGUGGCAAGGCGCUGUCAAGGCGUCUCCAACAGCCACGUGUUCCCUGUGCAACCUUCCUGCCACCAAGAAGCAUGUACUCUGGGAAUGCAAAUGGUGGAAAAAGCAUGGUGAACAACCGCCUCGAUGGUGGGAAGAUUACCCGGAGCAUCAAUCCACUGAUUGUCUGUGGAAUUUUGGGCUCAUGCCCAACCUUCCCAGGGAAAUGCCCUUCGGAGAUUCUAUUCUGGAAGUCCAAGGAGUCCUCCGCAAUCCAGACCAAAUCCCUGAAGGCGCUUUCGCGGCCACUGACGCCAGUGGGGGCCCCACCACUGACCAUCGGCUUCAAACCGUGGUGUGGGGGUUGAUAGUUUAUGAAUGGUGUGGGGACACGCCCAAGCGAAUCGGGUCCAUUGCCGGUCUCCUUGGUAAUGAGCAGUCAGUGUACCGAGGGGAGGCUAAAGCCAUCCAACAAGCGGCCCUUCUCCUUCCAGAAGGGACCGAUGUCACCAGUGAUUGCAAAGGGGCCGUUGCGCGUGCCAGAAGGGGCCCCGCAGGGGGAGGAGCACACCAAGACAUUUUUGGUACUGCGCCCACCCAUGAGCUUCGCCUUACAUGGGUCCCAUCCCAUUUGGGAUGCGAGGAAUUUAAGGCAAAAAUGGGGGAAGGCCAAGAAUGGCGGCGCAACAUCAAUGCUGAGGUUGAUGCAUUGGUGUCCAGACAUGCCAAAGCCCUCUACAGCACUGAGCGUGCAGAAAGGCUGCAGAAACAGGACAAACUGGCUACCGAUGUGGCCAGCUUUUUAGGACGCCGGCUCCUCUCCUUGCUUGAGGGAGGCAAGAAGGAUGGUAAAGGCGAGAUCCCCUUCAAGCGGCCUUCCAAGAAGGAGACCGAUGCAGAAGCACCAGCUGCGGAGUCCCCCUCGCAAUCGUCGAACUCAACAGAGCUUCGACGAGCCUCGCCCGACCAACCGCGGCACCAGCCCGAGCCGAGCCCAACCCCACCUGCCGAGGGGGGAGAGGCAAGCACUGACCCCAUGCCAGUCAAGCAGGAAUCAACCGAGGAGUUUAGCUCCGAAGAGUCGUCAGGAGAGGCGGCACCUCUUCUACCUUGGCCUCUCUUGGCAGACAGCCUCCACCUCACGGUUGACCGGGUUCGCCGUAGCAACAACCGUGACUUCUGGCUGUCUAACCUCGGCCCAACCUUAUGGUUGGAUUGCUUCCCAACCUUCAAGGGUUCCAGCCUCCUGGGCAUAGGGGGAACGCGAGCAGUGUACACCUCACCGUCCUCAGAAGGCAAGGUGUGGAAGGUUGCUCUCAAAGCAGAUCCCAGCCACCAUGGGAUUGAGCAAACCAUUGGGCAGCGGCUCCCAGGUUUAUGUGCCACGCAAACCAGAAUGGUGGGGACGGGACAGCUCACCAUCCGUGACUUCAAGACCCUGGAGAUUGAGGUCUUGGAGGUUGAGCGUCUUACGCUGUUGCCUGACCAGCCCUCCAACCUCCAGGUCUUGCACAUGUUCAUGGUCCUCACAGCCCUUGUGGGUGCUGGCAUUUGGGUCAGGGACCUGAACAGAAAGAAUUGGGGGGUUCGUCCCCCCAAUCCACACGGGCCCGAUCAAGGGCCUGCGGAAAUCGUGGCCCUUGAUUGUGGAGGUUGGGCAUUCCAAGAUGCCCCGCUUGGUUUUCCCCAACGCGUCCGCAUUGCCUCAUGGUGGGGGUGGAUCGAAGCCAACAACCCCGAGGUAGCGGCGUGGGCUCGAGGCGUCGUCCGUACGGACCACUCGAGCCCACGGCGACUCGCCAUCGCCUUCAGGCAGCGCCUCCUUGCCACGGAUGGGGGGAAGGAGGUUCUUGGGACUUUGAUCCGUCAAGGGGUCAUCAUCCCUAGUCCCUCGCUGAACCUGUGCCUCCCGAUGACGGUCAAUGGAGUCAACAGUAGCGGGGACUGGUGCUUCGCCUCAAUUGAAGACCUUGAGGCGUAA